Messenger RNA from Thlaspi arvense, 285 nucleotides. The record is from the annotation of a GenBank genome assembly. Lineage: Eukaryota; Viridiplantae; Streptophyta; Magnoliopsida; Brassicales; Brassicaceae.
AUGAAUGUGAAGUAUCACUUUAAACUAAGUUCAUGUACCUGGCAGCUUUUGGCAGAGGAUCCAUCAUUAAAGCGGUUCAAAUCACAUAAGAAAGGUGUGCGGAGAAUUAAAAGAAUUGGAGAUGUCCUCACAAUUGUUGUGGUGGCUGGAUGUUGCUAUGAAAUUUAUGUCAAAGCGGUAAUGAGAGAAGAAGCAAGGAAACAGGCAGGUGAGAGGUUUGGUGGAUCGGCGCUGUUCGGAGUAUCAAAGCAGGUUGGCUUAAAAAAGGUCAUCAACACAAUCUAA